Messenger RNA from Etheostoma spectabile (orangethroat darter), 1707 nucleotides. RefSeq names its product piggyBac transposable element-derived protein 3. NCBI's taxonomy places the organism in Eukaryota, Metazoa, Chordata, Actinopteri, Perciformes, Percidae. The record is from RefSeq and is a predicted model, not a curated record.
GCUGGCCACCGCGAGGAAGGAGAAGGUGAUGUCCCAGAAGACCUUUCGCGAGACCCUGGUGAUGGAGCUGAAAGCGGUCGGGUCUACCUCCAAAGCCUCUCCACUGCCCCCCCCUCCAGCUCCCCAAGGGGCCUCACACAAACCUGUUCAUUUCUGCCAGGAUGGCACCUCGGGUCGGAGGAGGUGUGUCCAUUGCCGCCAGAAGACCACCGUGAAAUGCUCCUCCUGUGACGUGUGUCUGUGCUUCGUGAUGGCCAGAGACUGUUUUAAUGCCUGGCACACCCUGAACAAGUUGUAACUUCCGGUGUGUGACACCGUACCCUGGGGCUGUAGUCAAGACCACCUUUGUCGAGUCCAAAGAGGUCUGAGUCCAAAGAGGUCUGAGUCCAAGUCAAGACACACACACACAGCUGGCUCUGCAACGUUAGCUAACGUCCGUUAGCAUACAGACGGGCUAACUAUAGCCAGUUAGCUUUUUUAUAACGUAAGAAAAACCCACCCAUCUCGUAUGAGCAAAGCUUAUUUCAUGUAAUAAAAUGACGGCUCAACAGGAGCACUAACGCCACAGGUCUUAUGUUGACAACGUGGACGCAAAUAUAGGAAACUCCGAAGGCAGCCGUAAUAUUUACCUAGUAAGCUAACUAGGCUAAUGCUGGUGCGCUAACGUUAGCAAACAUUGGCGUAGCGUUAGCUAGCUGUCUAAACUUGUAAAAAGCCGAACAAUAUCCCCACCUGAACCGUGUUUCACUUUCCCUCCAAUAUUAUCAUCAACAUAAUAAAGACACCUGGACUCGGUCCAGACCAGAAGCCAUGUUGGGCAAGACCAGUGGUCGAGUCCGAGACAAGUCCGAGUCCAAAUACUAGCGAGACCGAGACAAGUCCGAGUCCAAAUACUAGCGAGUCCCAGACAAGUCCGAGUCCAAAUACUACCGAGUCCGAGCCAAUUCCGAGUCCAAAUAUAGCGAGUCGAGACAAGUCCGAGUCCAAUACUCCCGAGUCCGAGACACGUCCGAGUCCAUACUAGCGAUUUCCGAGACAGUCGAGUCCAAUACAUAGCGAUUCCGAGACAGUCCAGAGUCCCAAUACUAGCGAGACCGAGACAAGUCAGAGUCCAAUACUAGCGAGACCGAGACAAGUCAGAGUCCAAUACUAGCGAGACCGAGACAGUCAGGCGAUCCGAAAUACUAGCGAGACCGAGACAAUCCCAGGUCCAAAUCUAGCCGAGCCGAGACAAGUCAGAGUCCAAAUACUAGCGAGACCGAGACAAGUCAGAGUCCAAAUACUAGCAAGACCGAGACAAGUCCGAGUCCAAAUACUACAGAGUCGGAGACAAGUCCGAGUCCAAAGAAAAAUGGUCUCGAGUCCGAGACCGGACUCGAGUACUACCGCCCUGCUAUACCCUGUACCAGAGUAAGCUAUACAGCUAAUCUAGUCCACGUGUCAUUUCAUGUAAAGUUUUUGUGUACAUUCACGUGUUUUUGUAUUUUGCACAAUAUGUAUGUAUUUUUUACAAUAUUUCUAUAUUAAAAAAAAGUUUCCAGUGAAGUUUAUUUGCCCUUUUUUGACCAAAAUCUCUUUGGUCGAAGAAUAGAAGAAAAUAUGGGUUUUUGUGUGGUUUUGCUUAUGUCAUGCUGUGCCUAAAUGACUCAGAAAUGACUGAGAAUGAGAAACAGGGUGUUGGCUUUCAUUAGAGACCAAGACCAUGUU